GUCAACCCCAUCGAGAUCGUCAACAACAAGUUCUACGACUCAGUCACUCACAAACAGUUCUACAUUAUCGGCGUAGACUACCAACCAGGCGGCUCGUCCGGCGUAGGCACAGGUUCUGAUCCCUUGUCUGACCCAACACAAUGUCUCCGCGAUUUUGCGCUCUUGCAGAAGUUGGGGGUGAACACCAUCAGAGUUUACUCUGUCGAUAACACCUUGGACCAUGAUUACUGCAUGUCUCUGCUCGAUACAGCGGGGAUGUAUCUGUUGUUGGAUGUCAACACUCCCCUCUCAUCUCAGUCACUGAACCGAUACGAACCUAACACGACGUGGACUGCCGACUAUUACUCCCAUAUCUACUCCACCAUCGACGCAUUCAAAGCAUACGAGAACGUCCUCGGAUUCUUCUCCGGAAAUGAGGUGGUCAACGACGCUGCGUCCCUUGCCGCCUGUCCCGGAUACCUGAGAGCCUUGCAGAGAGAUAUGAAGGCGUACAUCAAGAAGACCGCAAACCGUAUCAUUCCGGUUGGGUAUUCGACCGCGGAUGAUGCAACGAUCCGGAGCGAGCUGGGGAGUUACUUGACGUGUGGGGAUGAUGCUUCCGCUGCUGAUUUCUAUGGGAUUAAUACGUACGAGUGGUGUGGAGAUUCGAGUUUCACUUCGUCUGGGUACUCGACCCUUACAUCCGCUUUCGCGAACUUCUCCGUUCCAAUCUUUUUCUCGGAGUAUGGGUGUAACACCGUUUCGCCUCGUACAUUCACUGAAGUUACGGCGUUGUAUGGUGAUCAGAUGAACGAGGUGUUCAGUGGAGGGUUGAUUUACGAGUACAACGAGGAAGACAACAAUUACGGUUUGGUCAACACAGGUGGAGACUCCGCACAGUUGUUGCAGGAUUACGUCAACCUCCAAUCUGCCUACACCAACCUCUCCAUCCCCAAC
Saitoella complicata NRRL Y-17804 is the source of this 936-nucleotide messenger RNA. RefSeq names its product glycolipid anchored surface protein GAS1. The transcript has a single exon. Gene Ontology annotation, biological process: fungal-type cell wall (1->3)-beta-D-glucan biosynthetic process. Gene Ontology annotation, molecular function: 1,3-beta-glucanosyltransferase activity. Gene Ontology annotation, cellular component: cytoplasm; fungal-type cell wall. The annotation marks the transcript as partial. Lineage: Eukaryota; Fungi; Ascomycota; Saitoellomycetes; Saitoellales; Saitoellaceae. The record is from RefSeq and is a predicted model, not a curated record.